This is a messenger RNA of Camelina sativa (false flax), 2217 nucleotides long. Its product is annotated as pollen receptor-like kinase 4. The record is from RefSeq and is a predicted model, not a curated record. NCBI's taxonomy places the organism in Eukaryota, Viridiplantae, Streptophyta, Magnoliopsida, Brassicales, Brassicaceae. Gene Ontology annotation, biological process: protein phosphorylation. Gene Ontology annotation, molecular function: protein binding; ATP binding; protein kinase activity.
AUCGAUCUAUAUAGCGUGUGUUGGCUGCAAUGCUAACUUGGGAGAACCCGGUUAGGCUUGCAAGCAACACCGCCUCAACGAAAAAGCUAGCCUUCAUUACCUUCCUCUUCAUUGUGUUAUGUCCGGUCACAAUGGUCAUGUCUCAGCAACAGGCGAAGGCUGUUCCUCUGCCAGGUUCAGACGCAGAUUGCCUCUUGAGAUUCAAAGACACUUUAGUAAAUGCUUCGGUCAUUAGCAGUUGGGAUCCUUCUGUCGCCCCGUGUAAGCGAAACUCGGCGAAUUGGUUCGGCGUUCUUUGUUUAGCCGGUACUGUUUGGGGCAUACAACUCGAAGGAAUGGGGUUAACCGGGAAGCUUGACCUUGAACCAUUAUCUCCUAUCAAGAAUCUACGAACCUUAAGCUUCAUGAACAACGAUUUCAACGGUACAAUGCCAUCUGUCAAGAAGUUUGGUGCGUUGAAGUCAUUGUACUUGUCCAACAACCGGUUUACAGGGGAGAUACCUGUGGAUGCGUUUGAUGGUAUGCAUCAUUUGAAGAAGGUUAUAUUGGCAAACAACGCGUUUCGAGGGAAGAUCCCUUCUUCUUUAGCUUCUUUGCCGAUGCUUUUAGAGGUGAGGCUAAAUGGGAAUCAGUUUCAAGGGCAAGUACCUGAUUUUAAACAGAAGGACCUUAAGUUGGUUAGCUUCGAAAACAAUGACCUCGAGGGACCUAUACCCGAAAGCCUUCGCAGCAUGGAUCGUGGAUCCUUUGCAGGGAACAAAAACUUGUGUGGUCCUCCACUAAGCUCAUGCUCGGGGACUUCUCCGAAUCUACCUUUUAGUCCCACGGAGAAGAACAAAUACCAAUCUUUCUUCACGGCUGCAAUUGUUUUGAUUGUCAUUGGGAUAAUACUGAUGAUCAUUUCGCUUGUGGUCUGUGUCCUUCAUACCAGAAGACGCAAGUGUUUGUCGGCUUAUCCAUCCGCGGGUCAGGAAAGGACAGAGAAAUACAAUUACGAUCAAUCCGCGGACAAGGAGAAUGCCGUGGAGUCUGUAUCGAGUUACACUAGUAGGAGAGGAGCGGUACCGGAUCAGAGCAAACUCUUGUUUCUGCAAGAUGACAUUAAAAGAUUUGACCUUCAAGAUCUUCUUAGAGCCUCUGCUGAAGUUCUUGGGAGCGGUAGCUUUGGUGCUUCUUAUAAAACUGGGAUACAUAGCGGACAGACGAUGGUCGUGAAGAGGUAUAAGCAUAUGAACAAUGUCGGAAAAGAGGAGUUUCAUGAGCAUUUGAGACGGUUAGGGAGAUUGAACCAUCCAAAUCUGUUGCCUAUUGUGGCUUACUAUUACCGUAGAGAAGAGAAGCUCUUGAUAGCUGAGUUCAUGCCAAAUCGUAGCUUGGCAAGCCAUCUUCACGCGAAUCGUUCUUUGGAUCAACCUGGAUUGGAUUGGCCAACAAGGAAAAAGAUUAUACAAGGAGUGGCUAAGGGUUUAGGUUACUUGUUCAAUGAGCUACCAACCCUAACAAUCCCUCACGGUCAUCUCAAGUCAUCGAACGUUGUAUUGGACGAAUCAUUUGAGCCUCGUUUAACAGAUUACGCGCUAAGACCAGUGAUGAACUCAGAGCAGUCUCACAAUCUAAUGAUCGCUUAUAAAUCGCCAGAGUAUACCAUAAAAGGACAUUUAACAAAGAAGACAGAUGUUUGGUGCCUCGGGGUUUUGAUCUUGGAGCUUUUAACAGGUAAGUUUCCAGAGAAUUACCUAAGCCAAGGGUACGAUGCGAACAUGAGCCUGGUGACUUGGGUGAGUAACAUGGUUAAGGAGAAGAAAACGUGUGACGUGUUUGACAAGGAAAUGUUUGGGAAGAAGAACUGCAAAGCAGAGAUGCUAAACCUUUUGAAGAUAGGGUUGAGCUGUUGCGAAGAAGAUGAAGAAAGGAGGAUAGAGAUGAUGGAUGCAGUGGAGAAGAUAGAGAGGUUAAAGGAAGGAGGAGAGUUUGAUAAUGAUUUCGCAUCCAAUAACGUCUUUGCUUCUCGGUUAGUAGACGACGAUGACUUUGCUUUCGCCACGAAUCGAUGAUGAGUUGAUUGAAAAGUUAAAAACAAUUUGUUGUAAUCUUGAUGCAAAAGAAAAGGAUUGAUUAUUUUUUUUUUGUUUUUUGUUCAUUGUUAUGUAACUUCUCCAGCUUUCUAAAGUCUGUGUAAUUUGUAAAUCCUUUUUGCUGAGUUUUGAAAGUUUACUC